GGCCCUCCGUGUGUCACCGCCCAGCAGCGGGGCGGGGCCGUGGGGUUGGCGGUGCGGGCCCGCCGGGCCCGCGGUUCGCUGCGCGGCGUGGCCUGGCGUGGUCAGUGCGGCCGCGGAAGGCGGGGGGAUGCCUCACAGAACUGAGUUGUAUGAGGAUCCUCCAUCGGCAUGCUGGCCUAUCGUAUAUUCUCCAGACUACAACAUCACGUUCAUGGGACUUGAGAAACUGCAUCCAUUCGAUGCAGGGAAAUGGGGAAAAGUAAUCAACUUCUUGAAAGAAGAAAAACUAAUUGCAGAUGACUUGAUUGUACAGGCACGGGAAGCUACUGAUGAAGAUCUCUUGGUUGUUCACACAAGGCGCUACCUUAAUAAAUUAAAGUGGUCAUUUGUUGUGGCUACAAUCACAGAAAUUCCACCAGUUGCCUUUCUUCCCAAUUUCGUUGUUCAAAGAAAAGUUUUGAAGCCUCUACGAACCCAGACAGGAGGAACAAUAAUGGCAGGAAAACUUGCUGUUGAUAGAGGCUGGGCGAUCAAUGUGGGGGGUGGUUUUCAUCAUUGUUCAAGUGACAAAGGUGGAGGAUUUUGUGCAUAUGCUGAUAUCACACUGGCUAUAAAGUUCCUAUUUGAAAGAGUACAAGGGGUGUCUAAAGCCACAAUUAUUGAUCUGGAUGCUCAUCAGGGAAAUGGCCAUGAGAGGGACUUCAUGGAUGAUCAUCGAGUAUAUAUUAUGGACGUGUACAAUAGAUAUAUUUAUCCAGGGGAUGGAUUUGCUAAACGUGCUAUAAAACGCAAGGUGGAAUUAGAAUGGGGUACAGAGGACACAGAGUAUCUUCAGAAGGUACAUACUCACGUGGAAGGAGCAUUAAAUGAAUUGAAACCUGACAUCAUUGUUUAUAAUGCUGGGACUGAUAUUCUGGAUGGUGAUCCAUUGGGAGGACUUGCUGUUUCCCCUCAGGGAAUUGUGAAGAGAGAUGAAGUCGUGUUCAAGGCUGCCAGAAGCCGCAGAAUCCCAAUCCUGAUGGUGACAUCUGGAGGCUACCAGAAGAGGACAGCGCGGAUUAUUGCUGAUUCCAUCCUCAAUUUGCACAACCUGGGACUUAUUGACAAAGAGCAGGCAACCUGUGGAGUUCAAAGUCCCAAGUUGGAACAGAUGAUUAGAGACUCUGCUAAAGACUUAACCAACUUGUCGCUGCAAUGACAAGUUACUAAAUUUUAGGAAAGAACUUCCUGUUUUAGGAGCAGGAAGUCUCCACAUCAUUAUUAGGGUUAAUAUAAUGUAUUCCAGAAGACUCAACUUGCCUGUAAAAUAAUACAGUAGAGGUAAUAUGCAGUCACAGAGUAAGUGUGUCUAACUUCUGAAGCUAUCUUGAGCAAAGGCAACAAGCCCUUAUAAGCUAAUUGAGACAUAUACUCAAGUGUACUAUCUUUAAGUUUAUAAUAUUACUGUAGAAAGCUUUAAUUGCUUCUCUAAUUGUUAUGAGUAGUCGUAUUAUGUUGAAAGAACUAUGCAGUUGGUAUCCAAACACUGUCCCAGACCUAUUUCAGAUGAUGCAGUUCAGACUGUGGUGGGAGAAAUAUGGGCGAAACCUACUGGCUUUUUUUUUUUUUUAGAUACUGCAUUUUAUUUAUUGCUUUUUUAAUUGAAAUAUUAUAAAACAAGUUCUGUGCAGGCUUCUGUGCUCUUUAAUACUGAAGUGCAAUACUACAAAAUCUGUUCAGUUAGUAGGCUUUUAAGCCAUAGACUAUUAGAACAAAAACUCAUUAAUUUAUAUUUUAUUCCUGUUGUUGAUAGUGACUUAAAUCCUAGUUAUAAACACCUUGCAAAACAGAAUAUGAAAUGCCUUUGGCUCCAUAUGCAAAUGAGCCAUAAGGGCUCAGCAUUAAUGGUCUGUUUUCGGCCUCUCUUGAGGCCUGUAUAUGAAAGGCAAUAGUUACUAUGCAUCUUAAAUCACAGAGUAAAGUAACUACAAUAACAAGAAAACAAAUUUUAGAAUUCUUGCAGAAAAUAUUAUGUAGAAACAUGCGUAAUCUUUUAUUGUUGCCAGCAUGUCAUGUAUAAAACAGUGAAUGCGUACAUUUUGAUUUUUCUUUUUCCUCAACUAUUGCUGUGGUUUUUCACUUGCUCAGAGAGUAAUGGUACUCAUAGUUGCAUUGUAGUUGUUAACCAAAUUGGUUAUAUUUACACGUAAAAAUACAGUGAAAUUUCUACACUUAACGUGCUAACUUCAUACAGGAGCUUCUAGGAGGAUUUCGGAACUAAAGAGUGUAUUCAAAAGGGAAUUCAGUACCUUAACUGUAAAGUUUGAUUUUAUUUAAAUUGGUAUGUUUUGCAUUAGGUACUGUUUGUAGCAUUGGGUCGUAAACAUACUAAAUCGUGUAUUUUGCAAGAGCUUUUUUCACUUCCAAGUAUUCACUGAUUGGUAGUACAAAUUGCACAUCAUGUUUCAGUUUGAGUCUUUCUGUGAAGGGAUACUAAUAUUUUCCUUGUAAUAGAAUCAGUGUGUAAGCUGUUUAAGGAACGUUUAAUUAGAAUACUUACCUCACUUAAUGUUAAUUUCUAGAUUGAUAGGGUUUGUUAAUUGUAAGAACUUGCACAAUUGCUGUAAAUAUCUGCUUUAAAAAAGAUUUGACAUAUUGCACUAAUCUUGAGUUGCAACACUGUUAUUAAAAAGCACUUUUAAAUUUCUUACUAGAAGGACCAUCAGAGUACAACUAAUGUUGAGAUUUAUUUUUUCUAUACUGUCUGAUGUUACUGAAAGAUGUUGUUAUUCUUUCAUAUAAUUUUUUAUAAAAUUAUAAAUUACAUUUCUAUAAAUUAAACCCUGUCCUAGUACCAUAUGGUCUUUUCCAGAACGUUUUCUGUUUGUGUUAACACGUUUCUAUUUUCCUGUGGUCUUGAUUAAAAUGAUGUUGAACCGUG
Molecule: messenger RNA, 2920 nt
Organism: Falco peregrinus (peregrine falcon)
Lineage: Eukaryota; Metazoa; Chordata; Aves; Falconiformes; Falconidae
Gene: HDAC11
Product: histone deacetylase 11
Exons: 10
Coding region: 128-1198 (356 amino acids)
Molecular function (GO): histone deacetylase activity
Source: RefSeq, a predicted model, not a curated record